Arctia plantaginis is the source of this 1404-nucleotide messenger RNA. NCBI's taxonomy places the organism in Eukaryota, Metazoa, Arthropoda, Insecta, Lepidoptera, Erebidae. The record is from the annotation of a GenBank genome assembly.
AUGGUGAAGAAGGUUUCAGAAGAGAGUGUAGAUAGCGGCGUGGGUCGCUGCAGUAGCCAGUCGGGCAGUGAAAGGGAAUUAGACGAUAGUCCGCGCGGGAAUGAGGCGUCGGCACCAGUCCCUAUACCCGACAGUGAAGACUUGCAGCGACGCAAGGAAGAGGCGCGUAGGAAGCGCCGCAGGAAGAAGCGCUCAGGGAGCUCCGUUGUCACGUCAUGUUUCCAAGACCUCUACAAGCUUACAGGUGAGGUUUUAGGCGAGGGCGCGUACGCUUCGGUACAGACGUGCGUGAACAUUUAUACGGGCCAAGAGUUCGCAGUGAAGAUCAUCGACAAAGUGCCGGGGCACGCCCGCGCCAGGGUGUUCCGCGAGGUGGAGACUUUCCACUACUGCCAGGGACACCCGAACAUAAUCCAGCUCAUUGAAUUCUUUGAGGACACCGACAAGUUUUAUCUUGUCUUCGAGAAGAUCAACGGCGGUCAGCUCCUGUCCCGCAUACAGGAGCACCAUUACUUCUCUGAGCCACAAGCGGCUGAGAUCGUUCGUGAGAUAGCGAACGCCUUACACUUUCUUCAUGGUAAAGGCGUUGCACACAGAGAUCUCAAGCCAGAAAAUAUAUUAUGCGUGCAUCGCGACAGACUUUGCCCAGUGAAAAUUUGUGAUUUUGAUUUAGGAAGUGGUAUAAGUUUUACGUCGAGCCUCGCCAGCCCGCUGGCUACGCCGCAGCUGAUGACGCCAGUGGGCAGCGCCGAAUUCAUGGCACCAGAAGUAGUGUCACUAUUUGCGGGCUCGGCAGCAACACAUUACGAUAAGCGUUGUGACUUGUGGUCAUUGGGUGUAAUCGCCUACAUUCUGUUGUGCGGGUACCCACCGUUCAGGGCCGACUGUGGCUCAGAUUGCGGUUGGGAACGUGGGGAGAACUGUCGCGCUUGCCAGGAGCUGCUCUUUAACUCGAUACAGGAGGGUCGCUAUUCAUUCCCCGAAGAGGAAUGGGCGGACAUAUCGAGUGAGGCGAAGGAGCUGAUAAAACAGUUGCUGGUCCGCGAGGCGUCACACCGCCUCAGCGCUGAGCGCGUACUGCAGCACCCCUGGCUGCGCUGUGCCGACCCCAGGGCUUUACACCCGCAGUUACAGACCCCUAUGAACAUUAAACGCAACAUGUCAGCGCGCAACCUGUCGAACUUCGCGGAGUCGGCGAUGGCGGUGAACCGCGUGAUCCAGCAGCACUUCUCCAUGAACUACUCGUACAUGGAGCGGCCGGCGAGCGCGGGGCGGCUGCGCGGCAGCAAGUCGUGCGCGCUGGCGUGCGGCUGCGACCCGCUGGGCGAGCUGGGGCUGUCGCCGCCGGCCGAGUCCACGCUGCUGCGGCGCCGCGCAGUGCCGGCCGAGCUGCCCGUGCACUAG